Molecule: messenger RNA, 649 nt
Organism: Paramecium octaurelia
Lineage: Eukaryota; Ciliophora; Oligohymenophorea; Peniculida; Parameciidae
Source: the annotation of a GenBank genome assembly
AUGCAAGAUAAAGUUAAAAUUCUCAUGCUUGGUGAAAGAAGUGUUGGAAAAUCCUCUCUCCUAAAUCGCUAUAUCGAUGACAAGUUUUACGACACCAUUCAAGCCACUCUCGGAGUUGAAUACAAAUAGAAAGUGAUUACCAAUGGCGAAUCGUAACUUACUGUUUAAGUAUGGGAUACUGCAGGUCAUCAUAUAGCUUUUCAUUUCUAGGCUAAGAGAGAUUCAGAUAUAUCGCUCCCAUUUAUUAUAGAAAUGCCCAAGGGGUUCCCAUGGUCUACAGCGUUGUUGAUCGAGAUUCGUUCAAUCAAGUGCAAACCUGGAUGGACUAUCUCAAGGAUCAGGUGGAUAAUCAACUGAUAUCCAUUAUUCUGGUUGCCAAUAAAUGUGAUCUUGAAAACAGACAUGUCUCCACAUCUGAAGGUUAAGAAUUGGCAUAACUUGUAAUAAUUUAUUCUAGAAAUAGUACUCAGUCAGAUAUUUUGAAUGCUCCGCCAAAACAGGAGCCCAAGUCAAAGAAAUGUACUCAGAAUUGAUUCAAUAAAUUCUCUCUAAAAGAAUACAAAAUAACGAUGAAUCCCAAAAACUCAGAAAUUUUCCUCAAGAUUAAGUAGAUAAUACAUAACCAUAAAAGUGCUGUUGAAUAAAAUCU